Messenger RNA from Camellia sinensis, 648 nucleotides. RefSeq lists its product as uncharacterized. The record is from RefSeq and is a predicted model, not a curated record. Lineage: Eukaryota; Viridiplantae; Streptophyta; Magnoliopsida; Ericales; Theaceae.
AUGUACUUUGGCAGAGCCAUUAAUCAAUACAGUUAUGGGAUAGGCGUCUUGCUGAUAGCAUCCAAUGAUUCCUAUAUACCUCUACCCUUCAAACUCCGGUUCAAAGUGUCUAACAAUGAGAAUGAAUAUGAGGCGUGUAUCGUUGGCUUGGAAGCUGCCCUUGAACUAGGGACAAUAAGGUUGGACGUCAUCGAAGACUCGAGCUUGGUUGUUUCUCAAGCCAAUAGAGACUGGAAUGUUAAGGUAGAAAAAAUGAAGGUUUAUCAUCAAACCCUGGAUGUUCUGAUUCCAAGAUUUGAAAAACUGACAUAUACACAUCUGCUAAGAGAGAACAACCGGUUCGCUGACGCAUUAGCAACUCUAUCUUCCAUAGUAGACAUCCCACUUGGAGUCAAGAUGCAUCCGAUUAUCAUUGAACAGAAGUAUACGCCUGCCUAUGAGACCAUUACGAUAAAUAAGGUUCAAGACAAGAACCCCUGGUAUUACGACAUUUGGAAUUUUUUGGAGAAUGAUACGUAUCCACCAAGGGAAAAUGCUAAGGAAAAAAGGGGAAUACGGCGUCUGGAAAUGCGCAAGCUCUGCGUCGAAGAAGAAGAAUCGAAGCGUCUCAUGGAGGCCAUUCAUGGGGAGAGUGUGGAGCACACAUGA